Molecule: messenger RNA, 654 nt
Organism: Cebus imitator (Panamanian white-faced capuchin)
Lineage: Eukaryota; Metazoa; Chordata; Mammalia; Primates; Cebidae
Product: somatotropin-like
Exons: 5
Coding region: 1-654 (217 amino acids)
Biological process (GO): response to nutrient levels; positive regulation of receptor signaling pathway via JAK-STAT; animal organ development
Cellular component (GO): extracellular region
Molecular function (GO): growth hormone receptor binding; hormone activity
Source: RefSeq, a predicted model, not a curated record
AUGGCUGCAGUCUCCCGGGCAUCCCUGUUCCUGAUUUUCACUCUGCUCUGCCUGCCCUGGCUUCGAGAGGCCGGUGCCUUCCCAACAAUGUCCUUAUCCUCGCUUUAUAACUAUGCUGUGACGCGCUCCCAUCUCCUGCAGGAUCUGGCCUUUAACAUCUACCAGAAGUUUGUAAAAGCUCAUGGCCCGAAGGAAGAAAAGGAUUUCUUCUUGUAUAACGCCAGUACCUCCCUUUGCUUCUCAGCGUCUGUCCCAGCACCCACUACCAAAAAUGAAACUCUGCAGAAAUCUAACCUACAGCUACUCCGCACCUCCCAGCAGCUCAUCCUGUUGUGGCUCAGUCCCGUGCAGUUCCUCAGCGGUGCCUUUGGCUACAGCCCGCUGCAUACUUUCUUGGACAGAUUCAUCUAUGAGUACCUGAAGGACCUAGAGGAAGUCAUCCAAACUCUGAUGGGGAGGCUGGAAGAUGGCAGCUCCCAGACUGGGGAGAUCUCCAGGCAGACCUACAGCAACCUGGACAUCAACUUGUACAACGAUGACACACUGUUCAAGUACUACAGGCUGCUCUACUGCUUCCGGACAGACAUGGACAAGUUCGCAACAUUCCUGCGCAUUGUGAAGUGCCGCUCUGUGGAGGGCAGCUGUGGCCUCUAG